CCUGUUGUGUUGAACUUGAACUUGAACUUGAAUCACGCUCCCUCCCUCCCUCCCUCUCUCAACGGUUCUUCAAAUCUUCUGUUUAAAUCUUCAAACCAUUCCCUCCAAUUCUCCAUCUCCAACUCCAUAAAUCUCUUCCUUCUUUCUUUCUUUCUUCAUUCUCCAAUUCCAUCUCCUUUCACAUAACCAACCAUACCUAUGGCCGCCAAUCUUCAUCUUCCAGUACCUGACUCUUCUUCAAACGCUUACAGCCGGAAGCAGAAAUCUCUCGGCCUCCUCUGCUCCAAUUUUUUGAGACUGUAUGAUCGAGAUGAUAUUCAGUUGAUUAGCCUCGACAAUGCCGCAUCUCGGCUAGGUGUUGAAAGACGACGGAUCUACGAUAUUGUUAACGUUUUAGAAAGCGUUGGUAUUCUGUGUAGAAAAGCGAAGAAUCAAUAUCGUUGGAUAGGAUAUUCUGGCAUUCCUAAAGCACUACGGCAACUUAAGGAAGAAGAUUCGAAGGGAAACAGCUCCGCUAUAGAUGCCAAUGACCGUUCAAGUUUGAUAGAUGAUGAAGAAGAAACAUGUUCAGAUCUCACAUCUGUGAGCCAUGAUUCAAUCUCUGUCAUAUCUAAAUCUUCAACGUCAGUGAGAUGUGAGAAUCGGAGGGAAAAAUCUCUAGCACUAUUAACGCAGAAUUUCGUCAAGCUCUUUGUCUGCUCUAGCGCCCAUCUGAUUUCACUUGACGAAGCUGCAAAAUUACUGCUUGGUGAUGGUCAAAAUGUAUCAAUAAUGAGAAGCAAAGUCAGACGCCUCUACGACAUCGCGAAUGUGUUGGCAGCACUUCAUCUUAUUGAAAAGACACAAACCGAUGGUACUAGAAAGCCUGCGUUCAAGUGGCUAGGAUGGAGAAGUUUAGUCGAAAAUUGUCGUGCAGGCAAACUGAUUCGAUGUGAUUCAAAUAAAAGGAGCUUCGGAAGCGAUAUAACUAACAACAACUUGAAGAGAAACAGAAUGCCAUAUUCAUUUGAUCUGAAUAAGAGCCCUAAUUCCCAGCAACAACGGCACGUGCAGCUUGAGGGUUGUGGGGUUGAAGUAACCGGGGGCGAUUUAGAGAGGGAUCUGAAUUCUAAGAGCUUCAAAUUUGGACCCUUUUCACCCAGUGUUAGAGUGGAAGCUAGAGCAUCAAAAAUUGAAGCAAAACAGAGUCGUAAUAACUGGGUGAGCCUCGCCUCGACUUACUGUCCUCAGUAUCAGAAUCAAGGUAUGUUCCAUUCUAGUUUCUCUUUCAAGAACUCAAAUUCACUAACUUUUGAAGAUAAAAGUAAUCAUACAAGUAGUUUCCAUUCACAUGAUUUUGCAGCUUUAAGAGAAUUAUUCUCCCAUUACAAAGAAGCAUGGAACUUAUGGUACUCUGAAAAAAAAAACAAAUCCCUGAAGCAUAAUUCUUGACAAUCAAAAUCUAUUAAGUAUAGCAUUGGAGUCAUCCUUUGGAUGAUUUUUUUUUCUUUCUUUCUUUUUUUUUUUUUUUUUUGUAGCUUGGGAUCUCUUGUUAACCAACAUCUAUCAAGUAUAGCAUUCAAGUCGUUCUUUUGAUGAACUGAUUUUUGAAGCCAUAGGGUGCUUAUACGUUGGCUGUGCCAACUCCGAUCUCCGGAGGCCAUCGUCAUGGUGUAUUAUACUACCAUUGUAAGAUAGUUGUGCUUACAAAUGACUUGGAAUAGCUAGUUUAUCUACAAAAAUAUGUAGUUAUUUUGUCUGUAUUUUGCAUAAUUGAAUCAAAGAAGUAACCAAUUUUAAAUA
Molecule: messenger RNA, 1782 nt
Organism: Cucumis melo (muskmelon)
Lineage: Eukaryota; Viridiplantae; Streptophyta; Magnoliopsida; Cucurbitales; Cucurbitaceae
Product: E2F transcription factor-like E2FE
Exons: 10
Coding region: 199-1431 (410 amino acids)
Biological process (GO): regulation of transcription by RNA polymerase II
Cellular component (GO): RNA polymerase II transcription regulator complex
Molecular function (GO): RNA polymerase II cis-regulatory region sequence-specific DNA binding; DNA-binding transcription factor activity, RNA polymerase II-specific
Source: RefSeq, a predicted model, not a curated record